AUGUCCUUCUGUUCCGUGCAAGAUGUUCAACAGAAACACAAAGAGUCUCUGCGAGCACAGACUGAAAAGCUGAGAGUGAACACCAUCCUGAUGAAGGGGAAGGUUAAGGUUUUCCAGCUGCUUGAUCGAUACGCUGAGCUCACAAUCAUCUCCACUGUUCGUGAUCGGACACUAGUGGAACAUGAGCUGCUGGCAAGAGGCCGAGACCAUGAAGAGUGGAGAGAUCAAUGUCUCCGGAGAGAACUGGAAAAAAUCAAGACUGAUCAAUUGUUCCACAGCAGUUUUUCCCGGAGUAAAUCCGGAUCUGGGAGUUCAGCAUCAGUGGCCGGAGUCGCGGGGAUCGGAAAAACAACAAUGGUGCAAAAGAUAGUUCAUGACUGGGCCACGGGGAAAAUAUACCAACACUUCCAGUUUGUCUUCAGUUUCAAAUUCCGGGAUUUAAACACGCUUAAUUGUUCAAUAAACUUGUCGAACCUGAUAGUAGUUUUCUACCCUUACUUGAGGAACGCACUGGAUUAUAUCUGGAAGAACCCAGAGAGAUUGUUGUUUAUAUUCGAUGGUCUGGAUGAAUUUAAGUGCAAGAUAGAUUUUGCUGACAAUUGCACAGAACUGCAGCACAAGUGCUCAGAUCCCGAUGUCCGUUGCAAGGUGUCUGACAUUGUAUACAGUUUAAUACAGCACAAGCUGCUCCCAGGGUGUUCAGUGCUAGUGACAACCCGCCCCACUGCGUUACAUUUAUUGAAAAAAGCAGAUAUUAGUGUCUGGGCAGAAAUCCUGGGAUUUGUUGGUGAGGAACGGAAGGAAUAUUUCACCAGGUAUUUUGAAGAUCAGACGGUGGCAGCAGCUGUUUUCAAACAUGUGAAGGAGAACGAGAUCCUGUACACCAUGAGCUACAACCCCUCCUACUGCUGGAUCCUUGUCCUGACACUGGGCCCCUUCUUCACACAAACACACCGGGACCCGCAGCGAGUUCCCAAGACCAUCACACAACUAUAUUGCUACUUUAUUUACAACAUCCUGAAAAACCACGGCUUGAUCAAAUACAAUCUGCAGCCUUCCCAGUUCCUGUCCGGGUUCCUGAUGGAACUUUUGGAGAGAGAGGAUUCAGUCCGGAGCGUGGUGUACACCUUCCCGCACCUCACCAUCCAAGAGUUUGUAGCAGCACUCGCACAAUUCCUGACUGUAGAUCCCAGGAAUAUCGUGAAACUCCUUUCUGAAGCCCACAGCACGACAGACGGGCGAUUUGAAGUAUUUCUCCGUUUUGUCGCUGGUCUCUCCUCCCCACGGUCAGCUCGGGUCCUGGAGGAGUUUUUGGGUCAAUUUCCUAAUGAAACAACCUGCCGAGUGAUUGACUGGGUGAAGGAGGAGAUUAAACGCCAGGCUGGAAACACAUGGAGUGAGUUCGGUAAACGGAGCCUCUUGAACACGCUGCACUACCUGUUUGAGUCUCAGAAUCCUGCACUGGCUCAGCAGACACUGGGAUCUGUAGAAACACUUUCAUUCUGUGGACUGGGAACAAUCAAACACCUCGAUCUGAAGGACUGCCGCAUUCAGUGUGAAGGUCUCCAGCGACUGGGACCAGCUCUGCACAAGUGUCAGGACUUGAGACUGGGAUUCAACGAUCUGGGAAAUUCCGGAGUGAAACUUGUGUCCGCGGCUCUGAGGAACCCGGACUGUAAAAUACAGGAACUCAAGCUGAACAGUGUCGGUCUCACAGAUUCUGGAGCAGAUGAUCUCGCCUCCGCUCUCAGUACAAACCAUACGGUGACGGAGCUUUGGCUCGGUGCUAACAGUCUGGGAGAUUCCGGAGUGAAACUGGUGUCUGCGGCUCUGAGAAACCCGGACUGUAAAAUACAGAGACUGUGGUUGAACAAUGUCGGUCUCACAGAUUCUGGAGCCGAGUAUCUCGCCUGCGCUCUCAGUACAAACCCCUCACUGACGGAGCUGGAACUGACAAACAACACCCUCACAGACCGAUCUGUCCCCGCUCUCCGCCGCCUCAUACUGACCCUCCCGAGACUGGAGCGGAUCAGGCUGGGAGCGAAUAAGAUCAGUUCGACUGGGAAGAAGGAACUGAGGUCGCUGCAGGAACCCAGACCCGGUCUGAGAGUGGUCAUGUGAACAUCUGGGGGUGCAAACGUCACCGCCCUGAGGAAAUGAAUAUCGUUGGCCGAUUCCUCGUACUUCCAUUUAACAGCUGCCCUCCCCUUUAAACCGCUGCCCUCCCCUU
Molecule: messenger RNA, 2230 nt
Organism: Amblyraja radiata (thorny skate)
Lineage: Eukaryota; Metazoa; Chordata; Chondrichthyes; Rajiformes; Rajidae
Product: NACHT, LRR and PYD domains-containing protein 3-like
Exons: 7
Coding region: 1-2121 (706 amino acids)
Cellular component (GO): cytoplasm
Molecular function (GO): protein binding
Source: RefSeq, a predicted model, not a curated record